This is a messenger RNA of Necator americanus (New World hookworm), 1398 nucleotides long. RefSeq lists its product as uncharacterized. The record is from RefSeq and is a predicted model, not a curated record. The transcript has 17 exons. The coding region runs from base 1 to 1398 and encodes 465 amino acids. Lineage: Eukaryota; Metazoa; Nematoda; Chromadorea; Rhabditida; Ancylostomatidae.
AUGCUAUUGAUUCAGGUGUUUCCUCUUAAUGAAACUCACUCAACUCCUACUUGUUGCACUGAACAGAGCAGUGACGUUGCGAUAGAUCCUUGUGGAGCGAUUUCCUUGAUGAGGAUUAUCUAUAUCUCACACUCAUAUUUUUACGAGGCAGUUUGUACCAUAAUGACGUCAUCACCUACGGUACGUUUCGUCAACGUUACGAACAGCGGAAGUACUAAACGCGUACGUGUUAAUAUUGUCUACGAGCGAGGCCUCGAAACUAAUCUGGCAACGUUAAGCGGGCAAGGAGGUUGGUCUGAUGAUGUGCCGCCUUCGCUCGAUCUUGAAGGAUACGAGGACGAAGUUCCGGAGUGGGGAGGUGCAGAACAGGAAGUUUCUUCUGGUGUGGCUGACUGGGGUGAUUAUGGAGAGCAAGACGGAGCAGGAGCAUGUACAUCUCGCUCCUCGGAGUUAAAUUGGGAGGAAGGCAAAUGCUGCGUUCAAUAUUCUCCGACUAGAGAACUGGAUAAAUCCUUGGCAGAAGGAAAGUUUCAGGAUACGAAAAGUCACUGGGAUGCCAAGGAAUUCGUUCCUGCUGCGGGUGUAGAUGGCUGUAGAAGCAAGCAACAACAUUCGAAUGAGGAGCCUGGAUCACAAUCUGGUCGGACAGCAUUCUGUCGAUUAUGCAAGAUUCAAGUGAAGUCUACUUUGAGGAGGACACACAUCUACUCGCACCAUUUGCAGCAGCCGAUGUAUAAGUGCCCUCUCUGUGAUAUCUCGUCAACAUAUCAUCUUUCAAAUAUCCGUGUACACAUAAGGAAGAUCCACAACGUCGCGAAUGAGCCAGUUUGCUUCAAAGAGAAACUUGAAAAUGACAUAAAUUCCUUACUUUACAGAUGUUUUGGCGACCGCCAGAUUUUUCGACGGCAAGAUCCGGAGGUUAUAACGUGCCUUAAUGAUAUCAUAAACAGUGUUUGCAAUGGCACAUCACUGGAUAUUCGAACAAGCAAAACCACCGCAUCUAGCUUUCUUCCUCUCAGUCAUGUUUCGGCGAGUCAACUAAUAGCUGACGGCGCUGUUUCUAAUACUCCCUUCAUUGAUUCGGCGUUCAGCGUUCGUUCACAACCUCGCAAUACCUGCAGGUUGUGUUUUGAGACCAAUGUGAAACAUCUCGAGCGACAUGUGCUUCAGUAUCAUAUCAAAAAGCCAAUGUAUUUGUGUCCGCACUGUACCUUCAGCAGCUUCUACUCUCCAACAUCAGUGAAAGACCAUAUUAAGACAAGACACAGCUUGUGCAGCCCUGUUCCUAUAGACGUGCGCAAUGAGUAUACUGAACUCAUUCAGUCUGUAUACGAUCAGUGCUUUCUGGAUGAUCCCAACACUUUUUUGAACCGCAUCUUUCUUAGACAGCCUUCCUGA